Lobosporangium transversale is the source of this 2132-nucleotide messenger RNA. RefSeq lists its product as hypothetical. The record is from RefSeq and is a predicted model, not a curated record. NCBI's taxonomy places the organism in Eukaryota, Fungi, Mortierellomycota, Mortierellomycetes, Mortierellales, Mortierellaceae. The coding region runs from base 63 to 2090 and encodes 675 amino acids. The transcript is spliced from 9 exons.
GGAUCCAAACCCAGGCUUCGCAGCAAGCAACCGCUGAAAGAUUCCUUCAUUACCAUGAUAGAAUGAGGACUGCGAUAUCUGCUAGGUACCAGAAUAAAAAUAAUCAACCUCAAUCCAGAUUCUAUAUCCCUAAACGCGCAAAGCCGAAUCGCUAUCGGCCUGUUUUCCCUACCCAGAAAAAGGAACUUUCCCCUAAGAAAUAUGACCUGACCAACUGCAAACAACACGACCGUCCCGUCAGCUCCAGCCGUCAAAGAAAGUCCCCCAAAAAAAAGGAAAAAGAAAAAAAAGAGGAUGAGAAAGAAGAGGAGGUUAAGGAGGAAAAGAAGAAAAAAAAGAAGAACAAAGGGAAGGCCAAGUAUAUCAGAAAGACUGAUAAGACCAGGAAAGUGAAGGAGGCUACUGCAGAGGACCGACGGCACGGAUUGAGCUUUCUGGGCCUGCGCCUUGUGGUCGAUAACCUGCUUACCACUGGGCCAUCCAAUCCAGCUGAUCUCCCACAACUCCUAGAUGAAGUUCUUGAUAGCAGGGACUUUAUUUACGGCCUUGCUGCGUUGUUGUAUCACGGAGUGAUGAGUCCAUUAUCUAGCAAGUCGUCUCGGAUGGUCAUGGUCCCUGUUCAAGCAGCGCUAAGGUCUCACUAUCGGAAUGCGCAGCAAAAUGCAACUGCCAAAAAAUAUCUGGAUUUCCCUACGUCUGCUUUCUCGCCUCGGUCUCUCUGCCUAACGGAAGCCUGUCUCCUGGAUAUAUUAUGGUCUAACCCAACAGUUCGAGAGGAAAUAGUCCAAUUGUUGGAACUAAACAUGAGUACCAAGGGGGCUGCAGAGGACAAGAUCCUUAACCACAAGGGGAUAUUGUUGCAGGAGCUGUUUUCCUUGAAAGGAUACAAGGACGUUGGACUGCAAUCUGAUGAUAGCCCUAGAAGGAAACUACGGACAUCAUCUCAAGCAGUCCAGGCUUCUUCAAGUGCUCAGCAGGGAUCCUCGUCUUCAGGCCAUGGUGCAGGCCAUGGUGGUGAUGAUGGAGACGACGACGGAAAUGAAGAUGACGAUAUCUUGCUGGGUAUCAGCGAUAUUGACUUGCUGGAAGUUGAUGAACCAUUCUUAGAUGGCGACGAGGGAGAAGAAGCAGCUGAAGAAGGUACAUCGAGCACAAAUCCACUGUCCCCGGUGAGUCCCAGUUCCCGGCGUGAGAUCAACUGGAAGCAGAGAUCCCGUCUCCUCGAGAAUGUAGAAGUUAAAUAUGACACCCAGGCAGCAUGCCCUCCCCCCGAAAGUACCAUUAUCAUUGGGAUCGAUCCAGGCGAGAGGUACUCGAUGACAAUUGCAAAGUUGGAUACAAGGAAACCUAACGAACGUGAGAUCCUCCGGAUUUCUAGAGCUAGUAGCAGUGGAGCAGGGACCGGUAGUAGCAGUGGAGUUGAGGCCAGUAGUAGCAGUGGAUCUGAGACCAGUGACGACAAUAGGGAGACUACAUAUAGGGCGCUUGUCGAUUUCUAUAAUGACAGGUGGUUUGUUCGGAAUAGCUGGGAUAAUAGAAAAGCACAGAACGGAUACGUUGAUUAUGUGAUCAAGGCAAUUCUGAAGCUUGCGGGCGGAAGCAAUGGAAGAAGAAGAGAUGCCAAUACGAAUGCAGUGAUCUGUAUUGGACGAGGAUCAUUCAAGACAAACCGAGGACAAGUAUCGAAGCAUGGGAUAUUGAUGAAGAAGCUUGUUGAAAAGGCAAAAUCUCUAGACUACCCCAUUGUAGGUUGUCAUGAAUACUACACAUCUGCCAAGUGUCCACGGCCUCACUGUGACAAUGCUGUUGAUGCUGAGAACAUCGCAAGGGUCUGUGAGUCGCAGAUAAGAGAGCAAAAACGACCUGCAAAAUAUAUGCCGCCGGACGGAGGAACUCAAGGCCAAGCUUCUAGCGGUAGUGGCGGCGGUGGAGGUAGUGGUGGCAGUGGUGGCAGUGGUGGUGGUAGUAGCAGACCCACAAAAAGGAAAUUUUCAGAUGAAGGAGGAGGAGGAGUAGAGGGAUCAAGACCACCGAAAGGACCUUUGCUGGGUCCAGGAGGAGGGGGAGAGACAAGCCGGCAACAGCAGUAGGACACAAUCUACUACAAAACAUGACUAGGUCCAGAAAGGCCU